AAAUGCAUCUCUAUCUUACCCUCUUUCUCAUAGCAAAAUAGCAUUUGAGUAUUCUUACAUAAUCUACACGUCUUGCCUAGUUUGUUUUUACAACUAUGUCCAUGAUUCCACGUAUGUAUUACGGUGGGCACAGUGUUUACGAGCCUUACUACCAGCAGCAAGCAGUUUGGGAUCCGUUCCAAGAAGUCCCGCACGGCGGGAGCAGCUUGGUUGCGGCUGCUUCGCCCGAAUCACGGUUCGAGCUUACGAAGCUAGACUUGAAGGAAACCCCGGAAGCUCACGUGUUCAAAGCGGAGCUUCCAGGGCUGAAGAAGAACGAGGUGAAGGUGGAAGUAGAGGAGGGGCGAGUUCUCUGCAUUCGCGGGGAGAAGAGCGUGGAGAAAGAAGUGAGCGGCGGGACGUGGCAUCGCGUUGAACGCAGCAGCGGUGCGUUCGUAAGGCGUUUCAGGUUGCCUGAGGAUGCGAAGCUUGAUAAGCUGACGGCGUGUUUGGAGCGGGGGGUGCUCACCGUCACAGUUCCUAAGAAAGAGCACAAACACCCCCCUAAAAGAACCAUUCAGAUCCAUGUCCAGUAAUCUCGUGUUUCCCUUUUGCUUAACAAUGAGACCAGGUCUUUAUGAAUCAUAUAUAUAUAUAUAUAAUCUUAUGAGUGCUUUUGUUGUAUUUUGGCUCUUAUAAUUUAGUAUGAUAAAUUAAAUACUAUUUAUAUUAUAAAAUUCAAAAAUAUAUAUUUGGCUGA
Gossypium raimondii (Peruvian cotton) is the source of this 739-nucleotide messenger RNA. Its product is annotated as 18.1 kDa class I heat shock protein. The record is from RefSeq and is a predicted model, not a curated record. Lineage: Eukaryota; Viridiplantae; Streptophyta; Magnoliopsida; Malvales; Malvaceae. The coding region runs from base 96 to 575 and encodes 159 amino acids. The transcript has a single exon. Gene Ontology annotation, biological process: response to hydrogen peroxide; protein complex oligomerization; response to heat.